This is a messenger RNA of Megalobrama amblycephala (Wuchang bream), 3503 nucleotides long. RefSeq names its product selenocysteine insertion sequence-binding protein 2-like. Gene Ontology annotation, biological process: selenocysteine incorporation. The transcript has 18 exons. Gene Ontology annotation, molecular function: mRNA 3'-UTR binding; selenocysteine insertion sequence binding; ribonucleoprotein complex binding. Lineage: Eukaryota; Metazoa; Chordata; Actinopteri; Cypriniformes; Xenocyprididae. Gene Ontology annotation, cellular component: ribonucleoprotein complex. The record is from RefSeq and is a predicted model, not a curated record. Bases 226 to 2481 code for a protein of 751 amino acids.
GUCGUAUAAUCGGAACACCCUUCAAAAUAAAAGUUCCCGCACCGAUUGAGCUUGUUGUCAACUUUGAGUUUAAUCUUUAAUUAUUUGGCCUACCAGUUUUACAUCUGAACCGACCGGACUGCGUCUUUUUUAAAAUGGAGUUUGUUAAAGGCCGGAAGAUAAUGAAGGCUGGAAUUUUGGAUCCUCUGAAGUUGUUUGAUUCAUAGCCUUCCACGGCCAGACAAAAUGGAGGAUCAUUUUAAAAGAACUCCAUCUAAAAACAACACGUGCCAGUCGUCACCUGAGGACUGGUUUAAGAGAAGGCAGAGAUCAGUAGACAAUCAGUAUGACGUGGCACCAAGGAUGCAUGGCUUCAACAGCAGCUUUCACACCAACAAGAGCGCUGAUCUCAAAACCCGCAGUGGUUUGAAAGAUGGCUCAAACAAGCAAACUGGAAAGAUGUUGAAGGACAACCGAGCUGAGCCUUCCCCUCAGGACAAAAGAAUCAGCAGGAGAUCAGACAGAGGUUACAAAGGGUCCAAACCUUCCCUAAACCCUGCUGACAGAGCCAAAUUGGGCAUUACAUGUAGCACGUUUGAAAUGAAACUUGCCGAUUUCCCUGAAUUGGGUGAUAUCACACCAGGCAACCAUACAGCAGCUUCCCUGCACCAGGAACCAACAGUAUGUGCUAGUGCAGUCAUGCCAGCAGAGCGUCAGAGUUCACCAGUACUCAUUUGUAAGAAUGUACCGAAAAGAAGAACCAAGUCUGCACAGCAAGUCCCGUCCAGUGGAAAGUGUGAUAUUUCAGUAGCUAUCACAGCAGAUCAGGAUAGUGCAGUAUCCAAUCCUACUGGAUCUUCAGCUCAAUCCUGGGCAAACAUUGCCUCUCAGCCUCCCAGAGUCAUCCAGAAAAGCCCCAAAGCCAACACAUCUUCUCAGGAGGAUUUAUCCGCACAACCAGAGCAGAAAACAGAGAAGAAGAGGAGAAAGAAAAAGAAAAAAUCCAAAACGGCAUCUGAGAACACAGAGGAACUAGAGGAACAUCUGAUACAGCAGGAGCCACCGAAGUUUGAGGAUGAAGAGGAGUUUCCAGACCUGUCGCUUGCAUUUGAACUCAAAGGACAUUCAGUAGCACAAAAAGAGGGAUUGUCUCUACACCCAGAGAUAAAACACAAAGCCACUUCACCUACUUCUGCCUCCAUUGACACUAAGAAAACACAGACUAGUCAGAAAAAGUCAAAAGUUCCUGUACAGCUUGACCUUGGAAACAUGCUGGCAGUUCUUGAGCGGAAGCAACAGUCUCAAAAAUCCAAACAAGAUCAGCGACCAGUAACACUUUCAGUUGGAGGAGCUCUACCUGUAGUCCACAAAGAAACUUCUGUUCAGAAAAAGCCAUGGCAGCAAGAGAAAACACCACACAAUCCGCUGGACUCCACUUGUCCCUUAGUGAAGAAGGGAAAACAGCGAGAAGUUCCCAAGGCGAAAAAACCAACACCACUCAAAAGAGUCAUUCUUCGGGAGAGAGAGGAGAGGAAACAGAACCGCCUGCUGGAGGAGAGAGACCCGGUCCGAGUGGCCACUGAAGCUGCUGAAAAGGAAACUAGUAAUAGUGAGAAUCCUUCUGAUACAAGCCUACCUGACAAUGACCAACAUCUUCACACAAAUAUAGAUGAAAACCCUGAACUCGUUGGUACUGAGGAGUCAGAGUGUGACCAGCCUGGUUCGCCAUCUGAUCACAAGCUGGAUGAUGGUGUGUCACAGAAUGCAACACUAAAAUCCUGGAAUCCCAGUUCCAAUCCCAAUCUUCCCAAAAUCCACAGCAGGAAGUUCAGAGACUACUGCAACCAAGUGCUUAGCAAAGAUGUAGAUGAAUGUGUGAGCAGCUUACUGAAGGAGCUGGUGAGGUUUCAGGAUCGUCUUUAUCAGAAAGACCCCAUGAAGGCCAGGAUGAAGCGCAGGCUGGUCAUGGGCCUACGAGAGGUGCUGAAACACCUCAAACUCAGGAAGGUCAAGUGCGUUAUCAUCUCGCCCAACUGUGAACGUAUUCAGUCCAAAGGAGGUCUAGAUGAGGCUCUUCACACUAUCAUUGACACAUGCCGGGAUCAAGGUAUCCCAUUUGUGUUUGCCUUGUCGAGAAAGGCACUGGGCCGCUGUGUUAAUAAAGCCGUUCCCGUCAGCUUGGUGGGCAUUUUUAACUACGAUGGCGCACAAGACCAUUAUCACAAAAUGAUUGAGUUAUCAGCCGAGGCCAGGAAGGCCUAUGAGGUGAUGAUUGAAAAUCUGGAGGCAGAAUCACAGGAACAGCAGGAGGAUCUACAGGAGGAGCUACAGGAGGUGGAGCCGUCUGGAAAACCUUCUGGAACAGAAGAGCCAGAGUACAUUAAAAUCUGGAAGAAAAUGCUUGAGAAAGAUUACAACCACCCUUUCCUGGAUUUCGAGGACCAGUUUUCAUCCAUUUCUAUUGGUUCAGAACAGCUGCUGGAUGACCAUGAAGGAAGUUGAUGGAAGUGCAUACAGUAGACAAAUGAGUCAAAUGUUUUUGUUAGUUUGUAGUGUCGAGGCCAUGCUUCUGUGACGCCGGAAACAGAUCACUACAGUGUUUCCAACCCCGCGUGAGCCUCUAGCACCUUGUGAGAUAUGUCAGGAAUAGCUUGAAAUACCAAAUGUGCCUGUCUAAGAGGAUUUUAUUAAAAAAUGUAAACAUAUUUUCCUGUGACCUGGAAUGGUGUAUUAAAUCAAGAGGCAGUAUAGCUGAGAAUAGCGAACAGCCCUUGACUACAUAUUUUCUUAUAGAUAUCACAUACUUAGUUUGAUGUUUCCAGUCAGAAUGGUGAAUAUUUUUGCAAAUAGCUAAUAUCCCUGUAUUUCUAUUAAAAUUAGUGUAAUAGUUUGAUAAAAUCAUAGGAACAAUCUGAACCACUUAAUUUAUGUACAUGUUUACAUUUGUAAAUCAAAUGUAUUUUCCUUCUCAUGUUGAAUGCACAAUUAUACUGAUCAUGACCACUGUGUUUGCAGCCCACGUAUCGUGACUAUUAGCAGGGUGCUGUUUAAUUCUGAAGGCUCAUAAGCAAAUGAUUGUUACGACCGUGAACUGUUGGUAGGAUAUACCUCUCCCUCCUAGAACUUAUUAAACAUCACUUACCUAAAUCAUAGUCUCCACUUUUAAUUUAUAACUCUCCUCUGGCUGUUCCUCAACACUAGCUAAUCCAUUAAUACUGAGUCCUUGAGGUAGUUCUCCUUAAAUGUUUCAGUGUGAGUUUAGCUCUAUGUCUUUAUGCUACCGGUUGCAGUUAAUAGGGAAUGUGUGUGUUAUGCAGUUGUGUAGUAGUCUGUGGUUCAUGGCAUAUUCGUGCAGCAUAGAGCUAACAAUUCACAACUUCACUUAGUAGUAACAAAUUAUUUUUUCGCAUAUAAACCUUUUGCCCUGCUUCUGUGUAGAUUCAGAAUAUUGACUUUGGGACCAAAACAACUUUGUGAUUGUGAAGGUUUUAGAGUAUUUGCAAUAAAUUCAUUGCAAUAAAUGA